Galleria mellonella (greater wax moth) is the source of this 1871-nucleotide messenger RNA. RefSeq names its product U3 small nucleolar ribonucleoprotein protein MPP10. The record is from RefSeq and is a predicted model, not a curated record. The coding region runs from base 116 to 1843 and encodes 575 amino acids. Gene Ontology annotation, cellular component: sno(s)RNA-containing ribonucleoprotein complex; Mpp10 complex; nucleus. Gene Ontology annotation, biological process: rRNA processing. Lineage: Eukaryota; Metazoa; Arthropoda; Insecta; Lepidoptera; Pyralidae. The transcript has a single exon.
AUCAUGUUGUCAACCUAACCUAACCGCGUGUACAUUUAUUUCCAUUUAUUUACAGUGGAAUUUUCUUUAACAAUAAAAAUUUCGAAAUACAUGUUUGUUACAAGAAUUAUUGGACAUGGCUUCCACUAAAGUGGAUAGUUUUAUCGACAAAUUUAACACCUUUACUCAGAAACCCGUGAAUUUUCUUUCAGUUCAAGAUGAUUUGAAAGAGGACAUCAAAAAUCUGGUGAAAUCUUUGUACGACUUCACAAAAUCGCAAGAAGGUAGGAGUAAAGGAAAGAAGAAAAGUGCCUUAAGAAAAUUAAUAAUUCAAGAUUUCGAUGAAGAGCAGGUGUGGCAACAAAUUGAACUUCAAAAUACUGAAUGUUGUGAGAAACUUGUAUGGGAAGUAGCUAAUGUUGUGUCUAAUAAAGAUGGCCUGUUGUUCCCUGUGGAGGUUCAACGAGACUCCAAAGAGGAAAAAAUAGAAAAUGACAGUGAAAAUGAAUCAAUGGACCAUGAGUCUGUUGACACUGAGGAAAAUGAACAGCCUGAUUUUGAAGAGCCAAAAAAGAUGUUAAAAUCUAAUAAGAACAAAACUAAACAAUCUAUCGUAGAUGAUAAUUUUUUCAAACUGAGAGAUAUGGAAAAUUUUUUGAUUAAUGAAGAAAAGAGAGACAGUUCUAAAGGUAAAAAAGACAAAACUGCAGAGAGCGAUGAAGAGUCAAUAGAUUUGUUUGAAGAUAUUGAUGAUGAGGAUUUGGAUGAAGAAGAUGGUGGUAAGGAUAUGAUGUACUCUGAUUUUUUUGAUGGGCAGGAUGAGGAACAGGAUGAUAUCAAUGAUGAUGCAAAUGCUGAAUCUGAUGAGAGUAGUCUGGUUGAAAACAGUAAAAAGAUUGCUGCUGAUUCAACAGAUGAUGAUAAUGACGAAAGUGAUAAUGAAGCAGCAGAGAAAAUAGUAAAUGGAAAAUUAGAUAAUGAAAGAAAGUCAGAAUUUGAACAGAGACAACAGCGUUUACAACAAACUAUAACUAGAUUAGAAGAGAAGACAUUAAGAGAAGCUCCAUGGCAACUCAAAGGUGAGGUAGAUGCGUCAAAGCGGCCUCAAAACUCGUUAUUGGAAGAGGUUGUGGACUUUGAUUUAACAAGUCGGCCACCUCCCAUCAUCACUGAACAAACCACAGUAACUCUAGAAGAUAUUAUAAGGCGUAGAGUCAAAGACAAAGCUUGGGACGAUGUUGUAAAAAAAGAAAAGCCUGUUGAUGACCAGUUAUCGUUCCGAAAAAAUGAGGUACUGGAUCAGUCCAAGAGCAAGCUUAGUUUGGCUCAAGUGUAUGAAGCUGAGUACUUGAAGCAGAAGCAGUCUGCCUCAGGGGAAGUAGAAGAAGAAAAGGAGCUGGAGAGUCACACUGAAGUUAGGGAUGCAAUGAAAAAAUUGUUUGCAAAAUUAGAUGCUCUAUGUCAUUAUCAUUACACACCAAAAGCACCACAGGCAGAAGUUAAAAUUGUUAGUAAUACUCCUGCCAUCUCAAUGGAAGAGGUGGCUCCAGUUGCUACAAGUGAUGCUGCAUUAUUAGCUCCAGAAGAGGUGAAGAAGAAGCAUAGAGGAGAGUUUAUAAGUAAAGAGGAGAGGACACAAACAGAUAAGAAUAGAGAGAGAAGGAAAAAGAAAAAGCUACAAAGACAGAAGGGAAAAGUAAUGAAAGUGACAGAGCACAGAAACACAAAGAAGGGUAUAGAAGCUAAUGAUAAAUCAUUAAAAACUUCGAAGGCCUUCUUCCAGCAACUAAAUGAUGACUCGUCUAGUUUAAUUAAAAAAUCUAAUAAAAUGAAGCAUAAUCCUAAAAAAAAUAAAGGACAAUAAAAUGUAAAUAAAUUGUUCUUGUUUUAAU